GCUAUUCCUUUCUAAACGCGUAGCAACAGCCUAGACCUAUCUCGCGCACGCGCGCUCGCACACACAGGAUUAAACAGAAGUCAUGAUUCUUCAGAGCACUCACCAGUGACUAAGCCGUAAGAAAGAAGCUCUCUCUUUUUUGUUAAACGGAACUAUCAGUGCCUCUUCAAAUCCAGUUAAUCUCUACGGGAUGUCCCUGAUCCGAUCAUUCCGUUGUUAUCUCCACAUAACCCCAUUAUAAUGGUGGGAUCACGGCCAGGGCCACAAAUGUUUAGAGAACUCUCUGUGAAACACGGUCUGACUAAGUACUACUAUGUUUCAUUAUUGUCUGUAGGACAAAUACUAACGGCGUAGACCUUAUAUGAUCAAUUUAAUUGGGUUUAACAUAAUCAACUUUUCUCUGCGGAUUCACCACAACGCCAGAUAUCGUUUAAUGGAGGUGUCCUCCCACCUCUAAGUGAAAUCACCAAAGACAGGAAAACGAUGGAGUCUGUGCUCCCAAAUCAAAAGGACGUCAGACGGGUCCCCAAACCCCUCAUGGAGAAACGGAGGAGAGAUCGUAUCAACCACAGUCUGGAAACCUUACGACUUUUGUUGUUGGAGAACACAAGUAAUGAGAAACUGAAGAAUCCCAAGGUGGAAAAGGCAGAGAUUUUGGAGAGUGUGGUCAACUUCCUGAGGACAGAGCAGGAAGGAGAACAACAGCAUCAGCAAACGAAAAGAGGCCACUCCAAAGAGGGUGGGGAAGAGCAGAGGUCCCUCUGCAAGAGGAAGCAGCAUAACUACCGUGAGGGCAUGAGGUCAUGCCUACUAAGAGUCAGCCACUUUAUAGCAACCAAGAGCCAGGAGUUGGAUGAGCCCAGCCACGAUGCUGAUGCCCCACCUCAGAGGUCCCGCAUGGGGCUCACCCAUCCUCCAUCAUCUGCCCAGCUCCAUGGUACAUCAUCUUCCACCCCCGACCAAACUCCCCUGGCUAGACAGCAGCUGCCACAGCCUCACCCAGGCCCAGGUCUGAGAACUGGCCUCGGUAUCAUGGAGCGUCUUUCCCCCUCCAAGCCGUCCAUGGAACACAGUGACUCUGUGUGGAGGCCAUGGCCACAGCAGUGAUUGACAGCCUCCAAUGAUCUGCACAGUUGGGGUCCCAGUUCGGCACCAGAGAUAAGGUUGUAGAACUUCUAACAGCUGCCCGCUCAUCAACUGCCCAGCAGGGAUGGGAUGGAGAAGGUUGAUUGGCAAUAGGUAGUGAUUGGGAGUAGAGUGGACAGUGAAGGGAAGUGGAGUAGACAGUUCAGGGUGAAAACGGUGGGGGCUGACUGGGUUAGCUGUGUGACUCUCGGUAGACUGACUGUCAUUUGGUUAAAUGUACAUAUUGUAUAUAUGGAUUACUUUAUUUGUUCACAAUAUGAACAGAUACUGUCGUGGAAAUGCCAAUAUAUGUCAAUUGUUUCCAUACGUCUACUAUACAAGGGAAAUAUGGCAAACUGAAUUUCCUUUGGAACAUUUUUUUGUGUGUAUUUAAAAAUACAAAGGGGAAUCUGAUAACCACCCAUUAUGUCAUUUUUUGGGGGCUUCUUUGGGGUUCAGGGUUCUGCCCCUUUCUCAGGCAUGUCUGCUAAUUAUAUUUGUAAGUUUAAUGUUGAUUUCUUUUUUAAUCACGCUCAAAAACCACAAGUCUUUCUAUUUUUUUUGAGACACUGAAGGUAAACAAGAUGUUUGACUCUCAAUCGUGUAUUUUUUUUCAAUAUAAACCUCUGUGGCCUUGCUAUGGCACGAGACUUUGUGUGGUGAUAUAUUAUUAGACAAGUUAAGACAAUAUAGCCUUGAUUAAAAUACAUGUUUUCUUAUCGUUUUUAAGGGCAUAUAAGAUAACAACUGCAUUCAACUGUAUUUUUUGAUGAGUGGUUUCACUAUUUUUUUUUAACCAGGCAAACCAGUUAAGAACAAAUUCUUAUUUACAAUGAUGGCCUCGGAACAGUGGGUUAAUAACUGCCUUGUUCAGGGGCAGCACGACAGAUUUUUCCCUUGUAAACUCAAGGAUUUGAUCUAGCAACCUUUCAGUUACUGGCCCAAUACUCUAAACACUAGGGUACCUACUGCCCCAUUGUGCUAGUCUUGCUGGUUUACAUUGUAAACUAAAAAAGUGUUUUGUCCAUGUGAGAAACCACUGACAUCCUGUUUAUGUUAAACAUGGCAAAAAAUGUUGUCCUGUAUUUUUUUUUUAUAUUAAAAUCGAGUGAAAGUGGA
Molecule: messenger RNA, 2244 nt
Organism: Oncorhynchus keta (chum salmon)
Lineage: Eukaryota; Metazoa; Chordata; Actinopteri; Salmoniformes; Salmonidae
Gene: her5
Product: hairy-related 5
Exons: 4
Coding region: 484-1107 (207 amino acids)
Biological process (GO): anterior/posterior pattern specification; regulation of neurogenesis; regulation of transcription by RNA polymerase II
Cellular component (GO): nucleus
Molecular function (GO): RNA polymerase II cis-regulatory region sequence-specific DNA binding; protein dimerization activity; DNA-binding transcription factor activity, RNA polymerase II-specific
Source: RefSeq, a predicted model, not a curated record